CACUCCAUUGUUAUACGGAGCCAAUGUUGAGAGAUAAAAUGUUUUGGUUUGGUUUAGACUGUCGAUAUCACAGCAAUAUAAAAGCUUGUGAAAUAAAAUUGAACGCUUUUGAAAAUUUAGAACGUGCCAUGGAAUACAUUGUAAAUUUUCUGUGCUUCGUUCUAGUUAUUGUUCCUCAAGUACCUAAUAUUACGUGUACAGAAGAAUGUAUUGAUCCAAAGGAUAAGCAGCUUGAAUCGUGCUGCAACGUUCCGGAAUUGUUUCCAACCGUGACAACGCGUAACUGCCAUUUGAGGGCUAGAAAUAUGACAACAAAGGAGGACACCUUGGGAUAUUUAUCGUGCUUCCACGAGUGCGUCUCAAACGAGAGUGGUGCCAUCACGGCUGGCAGCACUGUCAACGUGGACCGGUACUACCAGAUGGCCGGGCUGUUCAACGAGGCCAUAAAGCACACCUACCGGAUGGCCGUGGAUCGGUGCGUGGAAAUGCCGCGACGUGCUUCCGACCAGAGGACGGCGUGUGACAUUUUUGCGCUCAAUUUCAACGGUUGCAUAAUCCACAUGGUUGCCCUGUACUGCCCAAAGGAGGUGGCCAGCACGGAAAGUACCGCAUUGGUGUUCCGUUCUGUCGUGAGUCGAAAGCGAUUGAAUGAAAUAAAUGUUAAGUUCAAAAAUCCAAGGUCCGUUUUUUAUAUCUCGUGACGGAGGGGCGGUACGACCCCUUCAAUUUUUGAACAUGCG
Culex quinquefasciatus (southern house mosquito) is the source of this 740-nucleotide messenger RNA. RefSeq lists its product as uncharacterized. Gene Ontology annotation, molecular function: odorant binding. Bases 24 to 701 code for a protein of 225 amino acids. NCBI's taxonomy places the organism in Eukaryota, Metazoa, Arthropoda, Insecta, Diptera, Culicidae. The transcript is spliced from 5 exons. The record is from RefSeq and is a predicted model, not a curated record.